Messenger RNA from Ramularia collo-cygni, 795 nucleotides. Its product is annotated as related to L-2.3-butanediol dehydrogenase. The transcript is spliced from 5 exons. Bases 1 to 795 code for a protein of 264 amino acids. The record is from RefSeq and is a predicted model, not a curated record. Lineage: Eukaryota; Fungi; Ascomycota; Dothideomycetes; Mycosphaerellales; Mycosphaerellaceae. Gene Ontology annotation, molecular function: oxidoreductase activity, acting on the CH-OH group of donors, NAD or NADP as acceptor.
AUGAGCCGUGUCGCUAUUGUAACAGGCUCCUCGCGUGGAAUCGGGCGUGCCAUCGCCCUCAGAAUCGCGCGGGAUGGCUACGAUGUUUGCAUCAAUGACGUGCCUGCCAACGAGACUGGAGCCGAAGAGGUAGCGAAAGAGAUUCAAGCCCUUGGAAGAAAGGCGACGGUGGCCAUUGCGGAUGUCAGCAAGCUCGCUGAGGUCGAGCAGAUGAUCCAAACGGCUGUCAGCGAUCUGGGGCCGUUGAACACCAUAAUUGCCAAUGCUGGUAUUGCACAAGUAAAGCCACUGCUUGACUUGACCGAACAAGAUUUCGAAAACAUGUUCAGGGUCAACGUGUUCGGAGUACAGAACUGCUUUCAGGCAGCGGCGAAGCAGCUCAUUAGGCAAGGCAACUGUACGCCAGACGCUCCUGGCAAGAUGAUCGCUUGCGCCAGCAUAGUGGCCUUCAAGCCUUUCGCCCUCCUCUCCCACUACAGUUCGUCCAAGUGGGCCGUGCGGGGAUUGACACAAGCCUACGCCAUGGAAAUGGCAGAGUACAACAUCACCGUGAAUGCCUACGCGCCAGGUAUCGUCGGCACAGCCAUGUGGGACCUGAUUGACGAAAAACUGGGCGAAAAGACCGGCGCCAAGAAAGGAGACACGAUCAAGAAGUACACGAACGAGCUUAUCGCACAGAAGCGUACGUCGGUACCGGAAGAUGUCGCCAAGCUGGUGAGCUUCUUGUGCGGACCGGACAGUGAUCACGUCACAGGACAAACUCAGGUCGUCGAUGGCGGGAUCAUCUAUACAUAA